Molecule: messenger RNA, 3591 nt
Organism: Sardina pilchardus (European sardine)
Lineage: Eukaryota; Metazoa; Chordata; Actinopteri; Clupeiformes; Clupeidae
Gene: exoc3l2b
Product: exocyst complex component 3-like 2b
Exons: 13
Coding region: 161-2785 (874 amino acids)
Biological process (GO): exocytosis; exocyst localization
Cellular component (GO): exocyst
Molecular function (GO): SNARE binding
Source: RefSeq, a predicted model, not a curated record
UAGCCUACUGUAGGUUGAUGACACAUCUUGGUCUGCAGCGAGCCGCCUAGUAAACGUUAAUUCACCUGGAUUUAUAUAUAUAUUUAAAUAUAAGUUUGCCAUUGGGCUACAGCGCUUAAGGAUCUAGCCAUGGGUAAUUGUUUUUCUGCUAGACAGAGGCAUGCCCAUCCUUAAGAACCUCCCCACUCGGCUAAAAGCAGGCAGGCGGGCGAGUGCAGAGGCUGAGCUGGGCAGCACAUGUGGUGAGGUAAUACUGCACAACAUGAGCCUGAAUCCCAACCCCUUUGAGAAGCAGGCAUCUGAGCCGGGCUGGCAACCAGGUCGCCACGACUCCCUCCUAGAAGGUGGGGUGCCCCAGGACCGCAACCCUUUUGAUGAUGAGGAGGAUGAGAAUGAAGCUAAUGAGGUGCGACAUGGAGGAUCAGGGAAGGGCUCUAUCAAGGGAACAUUGGAUCGUAUCCGUGGAGUGUCUCCACUCAAAACCCUGGGCAAGCUAGGGAAGGGCUUGCGUGUAUCAGUCAAGAAAGGCAGUGCCACACCAUCCCCUCAAGGUUCCAUUGGAAACCCCUCCCCAGUAGAGAGAAAGAAGAAAGGCCGGAGGAGCUCAGAAGGCAGCCUGCUUCGCAUUGCAGGGAGAUGUCGAGAGAGUUUGCGCAAAGAAAGCCUGCCGUCUGGAGAUCUCUCCUGCGACAGUGAUGCUGACCAGAGCAGCCGGCGCCUCUCCUUCCUGAAGCUUGUUGGUCGAAAUAAGCACAAGAGGGAGUCAGGUGUGGACCAGUCAUCCUCCCAAGGGCCCGAAGAGGGGCCUGUGGAGGAGUUCCCUGAAGUGAAGGCCAGGGAACCCCUGUCAGUGCUGGAGAUUCUGCAGUUGGUGACCAAGAGGGAUCUGUUUCUAGCUGACACACACAUCCUGGAGCUGGAGCAGGAAUGUGCAGAUCUGGCCGCCUCCACUGUUAUUCCCCCGUCAGCAGGGGGCGCUGUGCCAGAAGACGUGGCUUCCCCUGGGUCUAAGGACAGUGGGAGGCGCAAGGCCAAGGAUGUGGAGCUCCUGUAUGAGGCGCUGAAGAAGGAGAUGUGGGAAGUCGUUCGGCAGGCCCUGCAUGCUCCCACUGCUGGACCCAAUUUGGGGCUGGUGGUGCAGGUUCUCCAGCAGGAGGAGCAGGCAGACCAUACCUGGGCAAGGGGAGAGAGUGCUGCUAUUGGAGGGCCACGACCACGGCAAAUGAAGAAUCAGUGGAGGGAAGCUGUGGCUGAGGCAGCUGAUGGCUGCUUGCCUCAGGCAGGGGAGGUGCAGUGGGGGGAGCUUUGUGUCUACUUAGACAAAAUUAAGACCUGUAUGUUAGAAGACCUCAAGGCUGCUUGGCUCAACGUAGUGCCAGUUUAUCCCAAGGAGUAUGAUGCAUUCCAAGUAUAUGUGCAGAGCUACCACCAGGCAGUAUCCCUUCGUUUACAAAGCAUUGUGGAUAGCCAACUGCACAUUAAAGACAUCUACUCUCUACUUGACUGGAUCUACAACAUUUACAACAGGGAUGUUCUAGGAAUAGUCAACACAAUGACUGCCAUCAGCCACUGGAAGCUAGCAGGGCUGUUGCCCUCUGAGGCAACUGACAAACUUGAGCUGGACUGUCUGAACUCAGUCAGGGGAAAAGUGACCAAUGAGCUUUCCCGUUUGCUGGAUGAGGAUGAGAAGAGUUGGAAGGAAUGUUUAAACUCAGAGGACUGCCAGAUCUCCUUAGCUGAUACUGUCACUCAAAUGUUGCAGGAAGACCUUGACAGAUCUGCUGCAAUAAGCAAAGAGCUCGGUGCUCGUGUUUCCCAGUGCAGUCUAAAUGGGUUGGCAGACUUCCUGUACAGCUUCCAGCGGAAAGUUGAAAUGUUCCUUGAACCUCUUGUGAGGGAAUUUGAAGAAGAUGGAAAUGGAUACAUUUCUACAAUCAUUGCUCUGGUCAACUGUUGUCCGACUUUCAGGGGAUUUGUGCAACAGUGUCAGCGUUGUGAAUCUGCUGCUAGUGCCGACUCUGCUCACAGAGCCAAUGCUUCCCUGGAUAGAGUCGUGAAUCUUGGAGUGAGACUUUUAAGUGACAGACUUUUUGAACAUAUUAGGCCCUUCUUCGACAAACUGGUGAAAAGGAAGUGGCUGAAUAAUCCAAGUGUGUUUGAGCCAAUAGAGACGAGUAUCAGAGAGCACUUCAGGGGCUUCAACAAGAUGGCCAGUCCACCUUACCAGCUCCUUGUGGCUGAUGUGCACAGGCAAGUGAUGCUAGAGUAUCUUCGUGCUCUUAUGCGUGGAAGGAUCAUCUGCACAUCACAGAAGAUGAGGCAUAAGAUGGCAGGUCGACUGCGUGAUGAAGGAAAACAACUUAAAAUGGUCUUUGAAGAUAUGGAAUCACCGUCGUCAUGGCUUGAUAAUGCCAUUCCUCACUUAUCAGAGAUCAUCCUGUUAGAAGAUACACCUUCCAUCCAGAUGGAAGUAGGCAUCCUGGUGCGUGAAUUCCCUGAUAUGCGGAAGAAGCACGUCUCUGCCCUGCUGAACAUCCGUGGGAUGACUCGACACAUGGAGAGGCAGGAGAUACUGAACAUUGUGAAGGACAUAGAGAUGUGUGAGAGCUUAGCUCAGCUGCCCCGAGACCAUGCCCUCUUCUCAGAGGUCCCUGUUACGUCAGAGGUGCGCUGCCUCAACUUGGCCUUCAGUCGUAUCGCCUUGGCAACAUCUUCAUGCUUCUCAAGCCUCAGGGUGCAGCGCAAGAGGCCAUCCCCUCGUGAGCCACAGGAUGACAUGUUGUAAUCCUCAGAUUUGUUAUAAAUCAUAAAUGAUUUAACUGGGGAGAUUAAUUGGAACUAUUGUGACAGGUGAUUUGUUGUUUGUGUGCUUCCUCCCACAUCUCUGUAUUCCCGUUGCUGUAUGGGAUCAAAGCUGGCAAUGCUGGAUAAUCAACUGGCAGUUGGAAGACAUGAAAUUGUUUUAAUCGGUAAUUGAUAGAGAAAGUCAUCUAAAUAUGUAAAACCAAUCAGAAACGUCAAAUAACAAUAUGAAGGCACUGAAAUUAAGCACUCCAUUUGAUCAAAGAGUGAUGUCAAUGAUUUUGUAGAUGUAUGCAAAUGAUUAAAGCUUAAUCAAAGGUACUGUGUUGUGGUAGAGACCUAAGCAAUAUAGAAAAUAAUCAUAUUAUAUGUAAGAACUAUUCGAUUACACAUAUUUAAAUGGAAAUAUAGAGUAUUUUUGAGCAAUCAUGUCUGAUUGGAUUAAAACAACCUAUUUAUAUGAACAAAUUGAUAUUAUUUAUUGUCAGUCUGAGAUUUGGUGACUUGGGAUAUAUGCAUUUGGUUAUAUUUGUUGUAUGUUUGUUAAAAAUGACUACCCGGUAAUAUUUCAGCACACAUUUAAGAAAUAUCCUUUAUGGGCUAUAAUGUGAAUUCAUUCAUCAAGUUGUUGAUUUUUUGUCCAUCAAAUCAUUAAAUCCAUCAUUUAAAUGGGAUGACAGAGGUUACACUCAUCACAGUUGAAACAUAAUGGACAGAGUAUUUGGAUUUGAAAAAAUGCUGGCAAAAGAGAGCAACAAUGUAACAAAAAAAUUAAAAACAUGGAAUGAU